CCCACAAAUAAUUCGUCUAAGAUUGUCUUUGGCGAUUUCCAAAUAUAGUACAAUCUGUUAUCGCACUUAGAUUAAGGAUUCAAAACCCUAGCUAAUGCAGAGUGCCCAUUUGAAAAUGUGUUACUGCUCAUCCUCAUCAUCAUCCCAACCCGGAUCUCCAUUGUUGCCCCAACAUCACGAUGACAAGUCGACGUAUGCAGUCGUCGAUCCCACAACCACCAACGAUCCAACGCCACCGCCGCUUUCUCCUGUUCCCGACGACAGCCUACCGGCGGCUGUUGAUCCGAACAACAAAACCAAAUCUUUUGUUCAUUGUUUACCCUCUUGGGAAGCCGCUUUGUUGGUGUUUCUCGUUGUGCUCAUCUUUAUAGGUGUUCCUGCCAUGGUUAUAACAUAUGGGCAAUUGCGACCUUACUCCCCCCAUGCCGACGUCGUUUCGGCCUUCGUGUCAGUCAGCAACACCAACAACAAUAGUAGUGGGCUUACCGGCACUGCCGGCGGCCGGUUAUUAACAACCAACUGGGUCAUUGUUCUCCAUCUUAAAAACUACGUCGGCGACUGUUGUCCAUCCCUGCACCUCUACCGAAUCCAGGCCUCACUUUUUCGUGCCGACGGUCAUCGCCCGCUCGCAUCGACCCGACAAUUCACCACACGGAAUAUCGACAACGCAGUGCAUGACGGGCACGAUAUGACGUUUUCGAUUCAAUUUAAAGCAGAAGGAGUUGACGUCGGGAAGCACGUGGUGGCGGCUGGCAUUCCCGGCCGGGAUUAUGGGACGCGAACCACGUUGCGGUUCAAAGUUGUGAUUCUGGUUUGGGCACGACUCAAACCGCAAGCAUUACCUGCCCGGUACUACUUAGCUCGAAUUAGUUGCGAUCCGUUCUGGAUCGGAUCUUCUAAUAUUGGGAUAAGCACCAUCUCCUCAGAUCACAAGGAAUCUUGUCACACCCACGUGAUUCGACAAAGCAAGCCGAGUUUCUUAAAUUCGAGUCGAGCAAACAUCAAAGACGAGAAAAUAAAUUAGCUGUCAUGGAGAACAUUUAUUGUAUUGGGCGGAUUUCUUCCAGCAACGAAAAUAAAUAUUGUGUUAGUCCUCUACCAAAAUUGGGCUCAAACUAUAUUUUUAUUUCCUUACAUAAUACAUUAUGUAUUACUUAGAGAUAACAAUCAAAUUCAUGAUCGCGGGUAUUCAAAUUCUCCAAUCCAGUCAACGAGGGAAUUCCCGCUUUGACCAGGUAUGGGGCAGAUAUGAGUAAAACCCGCAAAAAAUUUGAUGGGUAUGGGGCUGGUAUGAUUUUAGCCUCCCCAGCUUCAUACACAUACCCAUACCCGCCUCACCAAGAAAAUUUCUUCACGUAUAAAAAAUAUAUGUGGAUCAAAUUGUAACAUAUCAAUUAUAAUAAGGUAAAUCGAAAAAAUAAAUAGUAGAAAUGCAAUUGAGUGGCCACUUAAUCAAAAUCUAAUUCAUUUCCCUCAAUUCUCUCUUCACUCUUUCACUUUCCUCCUAGUCAACAAGAUUAUGUUAGUUAAUUAUUACUUAGUAGAUGUAUCGGAGUUGAGGGAACAAAGAGAAUUUCUUGAUCAGGUACAUAUAUUCAUCAAAUAAAUUUUGUUAUGAUGGUGGUCAAUUAAAUUAGGGUCUGUCUUGAAAGAAUUGAAUAUCAAUAACUCAUUUUUUACCUAUGAUUCUAUUCUAUUUACUAGUUUAUUCCCGAAUUUAGACUAGACCUCUCCUAGUAGUUCAUUCAUAAACGAUAAAUUGGAGUUAUCUAU
This is a messenger RNA of Linum trigynum, 1773 nucleotides long. The record is from the annotation of a GenBank genome assembly. Lineage: Eukaryota; Viridiplantae; Streptophyta; Magnoliopsida; Malpighiales; Linaceae.